Messenger RNA from Neurospora tetrasperma FGSC 2508, 2451 nucleotides. RefSeq lists its product as uncharacterized. The transcript is spliced from 2 exons. The record is from RefSeq and is a predicted model, not a curated record. Gene Ontology annotation, molecular function: phosphatidylinositol binding. The coding region runs from base 1 to 2220 and encodes 739 amino acids. NCBI's taxonomy places the organism in Eukaryota, Fungi, Ascomycota, Sordariomycetes, Sordariales, Sordariaceae.
AUGCAGCGUGUCUCGGCCCUGUUCCCUUCAUGGGACCGGGCAAAGCAAACAACAUCCGUCACCCCCAGGUCGCCCAGUGCCCUGAAUAAGGUUUUCGGAUGGGGAGGGAAGGCGGUUGUGCCCGUCAAGACGACACAACAACCCACAAGUUACGACCGCGAAACAUACUGGCCAACAACCCUCGACAAGGAAUGUGACAAGGCCGCCAGGAUAUUAAAGUCAUUUUGCAUGGAUGGAUUCAUUGUAGAAGAACCACAAGAGCAAGAUCCCGAUACCGAUACCCCACCAACAACAAAAUCCGUUACGAAAAAGAUCCCUCCAAGGAUAUUACAAGAUGCCGUCGGCCUCGCAGUCUUCUCGUGCAUGCGCUCGGGACUGUGGAUGUCAGGAUCAGGCGGCGCCGGGCUGAUUACCGCAAGGAGGGCAGAUGGCACAUGGUCACCACCGUCUGGUAUAAUGCUCCACACGGCCGGGCUAGGCUUCGUUAUGGGAGUCGAUAUCUACGACUGCGUCCUUGUCAUCAACAGUGUACAAGCUCUCGAACUUUUCACUCGUCCAAAGGUGGUUCUCGGAGUCGAUGUCGACCUUACCCUCGGCCCACUUGUCGACGCAGACUCGACCGACAACGACACACGAUGGAAGGACCUCAACGAUACCGUUCUCACAUAUAUCAAAGCCCGCGGCAAGCACCAACCAGUGCCCCUUGACGGAUCGCUUGUUUCGGAGCGUGGCAACGAGAACGUUCGAUUCUACAGUAGCGACAUUUCAGUCCUCGACAUCCUCGCCGGUAACAUUGGCAAGGAGGUUCCCGAAAUGCGCCCGUUAUUUGAGGUCUUGAAGGCUGCCGAGGGUCGGACGGAUUACGACGCAGAUGUUAUGGAGAUGCUUGCUCAGCAGCCUGCCCCUAGUGAUGCCGUAAUCGAUACCCCACGGACAUCGGUCCGACAGUCGAUUGUGAAGAACCCCUUUGGUAUCCCCGACGUCGACGAUCCGGAUCCUUUUGGAGUCAUUGGCCUCGAGAUGGCGGGUAUUGAGAUCAGAGAAGCCGGUACACGUCUACGACCCACCAGCACUCAAUUCCAGUUCCAACCCAGUCCCAAGAGCCCCGCGUUUGCCAGGUACAGCCGACAGAGCGGUGACACGUUCCAGUCGAGGAGCAACCGCGAAAGCUGUAUGUCGACAAGGUCACAGGCUACCGUCAUGACGGACGCGUGCACACAAACCGAUGCCACGAGCACCCCCGAGACAAGUUUCAGCCGCGCCAAUAGUAUGGACGGCCGAGAGUCAAAGUUGUCGGAUAAGCUGCCCACUGUCGUGGAGCCCGAGUUCGAACCAGAAGAGGUUGACUAUACACAGAUCGAUAUGAGCAUGAUUCAACGAUUCAGGCCGCUGCCCGAAGAAGAGGAAGGGGACGAGCUGCAGCCUGAACCCGUGGUCCACCUGGGUGACAAGCCCGAUGCAGAAACCACCGGCACCAAAUCCAUCAAGGACAACACGAGUGAAUACCCCGAAAGCGAGAAGGACGAGAGCGAAAGAGACGAAGACGCCGAUGACGAAGAAGAUGAAAGCGACGAAGACUUUGACGACGAGGCCAUCAUCUGCGAGGUUGCCACUGCUCAACCCGCCCGAAGCUCCAUCCGCUCAUCACAAAUUACCCCCGUUAUCCAUGCCAAGGCGGGAAUUGUUACCAUUGCGAAGCGAGCCCCUCCUCCGCUGCCUGCCAAGUCGCCAGCCCGCGCUUCUUUGGGAAGCCGCGGUACAGACUAUGGCAGCAUCAGCGAGAUCUCCUCCCUUAAAUCGCCCCUCCGCCACUCUUCCUACACGAUGGACUCUCGCAUGAGCGACCCUCUGGCUUCUACUGAAGCGUCUGAGGCGUUUGCCACUCCUCCCACCGUAAUGGAGGAGGUUGAGCCCGCUUCUCCUGAACCAGUCAAGCGUUCUUCUCAGGGACACCAGAAGAACUCGUCGUCGGUGAACACGGCUGUGGAUCUUUCUGCUAAGCGGAGGGCAAGCUUGGAGACGUUUCCUGAGGUGCCCGCUACGCCGAGGACAAUCGAUUUGACUUCUUCCGCUGAGGAUUCAGAGAGGGAGCCCAAGACUCCCAAGACGGAUGCUGGGUUUGCCAACACCACCACUCUCGAGGAUGAGAAGGUUGGUGUCAAGGAGGUGAACAUUGUUUCUGCCCAUGGGGCCGAGUCUAACCCUGUUGUGGUUGUAUGAGUGAAUGGUUAGGAGGAAAAGGAAACACAAAAAUACUUUUGGUGAAAUUUUAGUUUCACAUAUAAUAGCGGGAUCGGGAUUAUGGAGACUACGAACGAGAACUGGAACUGGUGAUUGGCAUCGGUUUACCUUUUGACACGGAAGACAUGAGAAGCGGCGUUCUUGUGUUAUCAACAUUACAUACCAUUUUCAUUGAACGUACCAAGGAGAGAAAAAAAGGGCGGCGGGCUA